This is a messenger RNA of Osmerus eperlanus (European smelt), 1571 nucleotides long. It is a transcript of the gene sgca, whose product is annotated as sarcoglycan, alpha. Gene Ontology annotation, molecular function: calcium ion binding. The record is from RefSeq and is a predicted model, not a curated record. Lineage: Eukaryota; Metazoa; Chordata; Actinopteri; Osmeriformes; Osmeridae. Gene Ontology annotation, cellular component: membrane; sarcoglycan complex. The coding region runs from base 115 to 1314 and encodes 399 amino acids. The transcript has 11 exons.
GCACACAGUGACUCAUUUAGGAAGCAAGGGGGGGCAAAAAUAGCUCUGAAGUACCCCUACCCAUAAACCAGCCCUCUUCACCACUUGGUCCUGUCAAUCAGAGCUCAUAACAAGAUGGCAGACAAAAGGAACUGGGGGUUCUGCUUGACAGUAUGUUUGGCCAGCUUCUUGGUGGCCAAGGCAGACAUAAAGGUUUCUGCCCCCGUGGGACAGCUAUUUGUGUUCGAGCUGCAGAGAGAGACUUUCCAGAAUGAAUUUGAACCUUUCCUGAAACACUAUGGCAGAGUCUACAAUGAUCCUAUGGUGUUUAAGUGCAACAAACAGUCCUUCCCUGACCUGCCUGAGUGGCUGCGUUUUACCCAGAGGCACCCCUAUGACAAUGGCUUCUUGUACGGUACACCUAUGAGCGCGGGCAAGAGCAUCAUCGAGAUUACAGUCAUCAACAAACGCAGCUAUGACACGUUCAGAGAAAGGCUGAUCAUAAACAUCGGCCCUCGGGCGAACAAGAUGCCUUUUCAAGCUGAAUUCUUCAUCAAACUGAGGGAGAUUGAGAAGGUGCUGCCCUCUACAGUUCAGGCUGCGAUCAAGCAUGAUGUCAUGAGGAUGUGGGAGACCGACAGGCUGGAGUUUGUCAACAUCACCUCUGCUCUGGACCGUGGUGGCAGAGUCCCUCUGCCCCUGGCCGGACACUAUGAGGGUGUGUAUGUGAAGAUGGGGUCAGACCAGUACUACUCCAAGUGCCUGCUGAAGCUCCAGAGCCCGGACCACCAGAGGCAGUGUGAGGAAGGAGGCCGGAGAGAGACAGGAGACUGUGCCAUCUGUACCAUCCCCAGCAACUGUAUCACCUGGUGCAAGUCAACCCUGAUUGAUUUGUCCAGGCCCGUGGCUGCACCUCCGGCCCCCUCCAUGGGCUCAGGGGUUCUGGAGGCUGGGGGCCAGUAUGACUCCCUGGACUCUCCCCCUACCAGGGACUACUUCCUGGACUACAUAGUGACGGUGUUGGUGCCUCUGGUCUUGGCCAUACUGCUGUGUCUUCUCCUGGCCUACAUCAUGUGCUGCAGGCGUGAGGGCGUGGAGAAACGGGACGCAAGGACACCCGAGAUACAGCUCUACCACCACCACACCAUCCACGGCAACAGCAGCGAGCUGAGGAGUAUGGCUGGGGCGCGCGGCGUCCCUCCUCCCCUGUCCACCCUGCCCAUGUUCAACUUCCGCACUGGGGAACGCCCCCCUCCUCUCCAGUCCGACAGCCCCAGUAUUCCUCUCAUCAUGGCCCAGCAUGAACCCAACAUUGACUCACUGUCCAGGAAAUGACACGAUGGCACAAUAAGGAAAUGAAGUCACAAUAAUACAAUGGGACUUUGUAUGCUUAUACUUUGUAAGUUUGCUGAGUUUGCUGUGGUCUUUUCACAUAAUCCCUGUGAGGGUAAAUAUUUCAAAGUGAUUAUAUUUGGAAUAAUUUAUUACAGAAUAUUUAUCAUUUGUAACCUCUUCUUGUGAAUAUGUUGUCUCUGUCUAUUGCUUUGAAUGCACACAACACUCCAAUAAAUAGUUGUUGUUUUUCAAUUAGA